Symsagittifera roscoffensis is the source of this 4192-nucleotide messenger RNA. RefSeq lists its product as uncharacterized. The coding region runs from base 1 to 3816 and encodes 1271 amino acids. The record is from RefSeq and is a predicted model, not a curated record. Gene Ontology annotation, molecular function: cysteine-type deubiquitinase activity. The transcript is spliced from 13 exons. Gene Ontology annotation, cellular component: nucleus; cytosol. NCBI's taxonomy places the organism in Eukaryota, Metazoa, Xenacoelomorpha, Acoela, Convolutidae. Gene Ontology annotation, biological process: protein deubiquitination.
AUGGACUGGGGCGAAUACGACGUAGACGUGGUCCCCACUCCCGCCGAUAACGGAAGGGAGGAUUUGGCUGAAGCUAUAGAAGAGCAGGGGGGCUAUUACGUGGAUCUUUUUACGCCACCAGAUAUGGGGUUCAACCAACCCACAUACACUGAUCAAGAGCUAGAACAGGAUUUGUUCCAUUACAACAUAAUCAAGAAAAAUUUUGACGCAACUCUUUUAUAUUCGGACACUGAUUCGUUCCUGUAUGAAAUCCGCAGCAAAGAUCUCAAUGAAAUUGAGAAAAACCAUGAAAUGCGAAAUCAUUUUGACUUUUCAAAUCUACCAGCCACCCACCCCCUCUACACCAUUGAGAAUUUGCGCGUUACCCUCAAAUUCAAGGACGAGUUUGCUGGGGAGAUCAUACGGGAGUACGUCGGACUAAAGCCCAAACUGUACAGCAUUAUUUCUUCCAGCUCUGAUAAGAAAAGCGAAAAAGGAAUUUCAAAAUAUACGAAAAGGGAGCUAACCCAUUAUAAGCGCUAUAUACAUACAGACAGGGUAACUACUAGUCCUUUCGGACAUAAACGUUUGCGUGAGGAUAUGUUCAUAAGAGAAAUUGGGCGCACCAUGGACUGGGGCGAAUAUGACGUAGACGUGGUCCCCACUCCCGCCGAUAACGGAAGGGAGGAUUUGGCUGAAGCUAUAGAAGAGCAGGGGGCUAUUACAUGUGGCAGUCUGACUGGCUCCGAUUCUGUAUUCACUCAUUUGAGUCUGAACAUCACAGAGUGCAGGAGUCUACAGGACUGCAUGCAGAUGUUCUUCCAGGAGGAACUGAUGGACGGAAACAACCUCAUUUACUGCGAGAAAUGUGGGAUGAAUGUUGCGAAGACAAGGAAGACGUCUAUUGGGAGACUGCCUCGGGUGUUGUAUGUGCAUCUGAUGCGGUUCCAAUGGCAACUCACCGGUAGAGUCAAGUCGAAACAGAAGAUAGACAUCCCACUAUACUACGACUUCCAACCAUUCUUCGACUUGAAAGGGGUCAAUUCGGGCGUAUUCUACAAUGACACCAGGUUCCAAUUGGUCGGAGCAGUGUUUCACGUCGGAACCUCUUCUACAUGUGGACAUUACAUGGCCUCCAUAAAAACCUCGAUGAAGGGACCUUGGAAAGAUUUCAAUGACUCCAAGGUCAAAAACUCAACUCUAAUAACAUCAUCAACUUCGAACAAAUCUGAUGCAGAAUCAUCGUCAACCUCUGGUGCCAAAAAGUCAUCGGCAAAAGUGCCAAAAGUGAAUACAGCUAAUAGACCGAAACAUGCGGCUAAUACUACUGGCAGCCCUGAAUUUUCAUCAUCAGACGCGUACGUUUUGGUCUAUGUUGCAGACAACUAUAUUGACGAAUAUUUCUGCAGUUCAAAAAGUAGUGCUAAUGGUAAAACCAGCAAAAAGACUGCCGAUGGUGGUAAUCGAGCGAGUCCUGUGGAAGUCAAUAGCAUGUUUAACCCCACUACAACUCCGAAUGUAGAUGAAAUUAGUAAAGGGUCACUGCCGUUGGAUUUGGAUCGAUAUGUGAGUGAACAGAAUAGUUUGUUCGUUGCUAAAAUGCGUGAAGAUGAGAAUGCAGUGGAGAAGAAAUGGGACCAGGCGGUGUACCUGGCAGACUUCGCGUCCAGACUGCCCAGUUACGAUCCUGAUUCAGAAAACCACGCGUACGUGCCCAUGCCUCUCAUCCGGAGGUACUUUGAGGACCCAGGUGCUGCUCUGGUAGAGUAUGGGUGUGUGGAUUCGCAGUCGAAGUUCCUCUGCAGCCACGGGAGACUGUCACUGCAGAAACUGACUUCCAAGAUACCUUUCAAACGCAUAUCAGCGUCAGCUGCUAUGACCUUGAAAAACAGUGGCUUUAGUCUGUUCUGGAAAAAGAACAUCUGUCGUGACUGUGUGCAAGAGGCAGUUGAAUGCUACGUGUUUGAGGAGCGACUUAAAACUGAGUGGAAAUGUAUGUUGAAAUAUACGAACAAUUCUACUCUCACAAACAACGUUGAACUUGUAAGAUAUCUGUCAAAAGCAACAACACAUGUGCAAGUGGAUCUGAAACUUAAACCGAAUGGAGUGUUCCAAAUUGAGAAUGUAAUUGAUAGAGGAGUCAAUAAUGGGACUGGAAGUAUAUCUGGCAAGCAGAUAAAUGAACCGAUGGAUGUAUCGGACGAAAUGAGAGUAGUAGGGAAUGAAAAUGAAGACGCGGGAAGAAGUGCCGAUUGUUUUGUGGUGAAUCAGAAGCUAUUGAAGGAGUGGAGGAAAAUAAGAAAGAAUGCAAUAGCUCCACAACACAGAGUAGCUGCAAAGUUAGAUGCUGACGAGAGUAACGGGUGUGAUCUCGUGCACCAAUCAAGUAGCCCAACUGACGAUCAGGGAUCCGAGGGGUCGACGGAGGCACCAGUGACUAGUCUAACUGAGGAACUUAUUUGCAAUCAUCAGAAAAUAAACCCAGAUGAAAGAUGUUGGGCUUUGAUUGGGUCUGAUGGCAUGCAGUAUGUGCAGAAAUAUUUCCCCAGAACUGAAAAAAUUUGUCCUCCAGGUGUAAAAGUGUGUGGGGGCUUCGGUGGAUUUGGAGACGUCGAUGUGGAUGUGGUGCCGUGGGAGAUCUGUGCAGAGUGCCGACAUCUAGCGAAGCAAGAAGAAGAUUUAACAGAGGUGGCUAGAAUGCGACUAAAACCAUAUCAAAAUAUUCUGAAGGAGUUGAGAUGGAAUCAGAGUUCGACUUCAGUCGGUCGAGUGCCUCCACUGGACGGGGUGUCUCGUCUCUAUGCAAUCCCACUCACUGUAUUAGACGAUCUUCAAGAUUUGAUCAAGCGUUUCAAAGAAAACUCAGGCCUCCUGACAGGAGAAUUGUGCGAAUCAGGUGGCCCAUUUUUCUUGGUAAAUUGGGACCCCUUCUAUUGCAGCUGUGAAACAAGACCAAGGAAAAUACCUGUUCACGUUGACGGACCAGACACACCGCGUGAACAAUUUCUUAUCGAACAAAUUGGCCUUGAAUAUUUCAAAAUCACAGAUGAACAAAAGGCCACGCUAGAGAGUUUAAAUAUCGGCUUUUCAAACUCGCCAAUAUUCUUCGAAAAAGUUGAAAAAUUGUCGGAAAACGCGGAAGUUUUUCUCGAUAAUGGAUGCGGUGGACAAAAUAUGCCAUGCAAGUGGAAAAUAAAUUCGAAUAUGUGUUUUCAAUGUUGGAUCAAAAUAACUGAAAAAGCUGACCAGGACCAGUAUCGUUACACUGAAAAAUGUGUCCACAUUGUCCGGAAAAACCGUCUUGAUAAGAUCAGAGAAAUUUCAAAAUACAGCGGGGGGAAUAGAAGGUCACAUCAUUUGUAUGGGUCUCUGAAUGUCUAUGUGAACUCGACGGAUACGAUAUUUGACUUGAAAAAGAAACUAGCACCUCGCGUUCGAAUGUUCAUUUCAAAUAUAGAAUUGUCCCGCUUCAAUUCUGAUUCACAGGCAAUUGAAAUCCUAGACGAGGACGAACGGACUCUUGAGUGUUGUAAAGUGAAACCACUGGUGCAUUUGAUGUAUGAUAAGCCAAAGGAUCCGAAUGCACCUAGUGUUCCAGACACUGAUCACAACUACAGGGAAGCUGGAUUUGCAGGCUCAAAUCUGCUCUCAGGAGCAUCUUCGACUGGAACCAUAGCUACCCAAAAAGCAGACGGAGUUAUUACCGGAAGUCAAAAGUCAGAUGGCGAUAUUAUCGGAGAUCACAAAGUAGAUACCAUGAUUAACGGACGCCAAAAAUCCCAGGAGGAACUGGAUGAUACAGAGUAUCAAAAAAUAGUGAAAACAGUAGUGAAAUGAUGUCUAACGGAAGUGAAAUGUUUGCUUACUUUCCUGCGGUGGUUGGUACGGAAAAAGAUGAGUUCUAAUGCCACAAUGACGAUAUUGCCGGUCCUGAAAAAAUGGAUACCGUGGACAGUUUUGUUAGAUAGAUAGACAGAAAGAUGGAUAUUUUGAUAGAUAGGUAGAAAUAGAGAGAGAUUGGUUCUGUGGAGAGUUUCUUCUCUGAGCGAGUAUUUUGUUUUUGAUGUUUAAGCAAAUGGUUUAGUUCUACAGAUAGUGAGAUAUAAAAUUGAAAUGAUGAAAUGCUUGGUAAUGAUGUUUUGUUUUUGAUGUUUAAACAAAUGGUUUUGUUCUACAGAUAGUGAGAUAUAAAAUUGAAAUGAUGAAAUGCUCA